AUGAAGCCACCGACGCUACGGCCCUGGCUUCCAACCCCAGCCCUGCGGCGGCGGCCGGACAUUCGCAGACGCUACGCAGUCCAGGCGCCCGGUAGACCGACCCUCCAGAUCUUCAACGAGAACGUCAAGUACCUACAGAAAGAGCGGGCAGCCGCGAAUGCUGAACACAGUCGAAAUGUCGACUACCUCAAGGACGAAGUUGCUCGACGGCUGGUUGACCGCCUUCUCGACAUCGAUCGACAGUUCCCCAAAGUCUUGGAUCUCGGGGCCAACAGCUGCCAGAUUGCACGAGCGCUCUCGAAGCCACCUCUGAUCGCUCCAGAAUUGCCAGAGGGCCUGGAAAGGGCCAAGAUCCCACUCUCCGAGCGUGUGCAACACAUCACAUGCGUAGAAACCUCGCCGACGACUCUCCACAGGGACGAUUCGCUCCCCGCGCCCACGGUACCAAUCACUCAGACGGUGCUGCCUUCUCUCGAGACACUCCCGUACGGUGCCAACACCUUCGAUGCCGUAUUGUCCUCCCUGUCCCUUCACUGGAUCAACGAUCUCCCUUCAGUGCUGUCAAGCAUCAACAAUAUCCUCAAGCCCGACGCCCCUUUCCUCGCCGCCAUGUUCGGUGGAGACACACUCUUUGAGCUGCGCUCGUCGUUGCAGCUAGCCGAUCUGGAACGCCACGGCGGCGUCUCGCCACACAUAUCCCCCCUGGCCGACGUGCGCGACGUGGGGAACCUCCUUGGCCGGGCGGGUUUCAAAUUGCUCACCGUCGACGUGGACGACAUUGUGGUGGAAUACCCCGACACAUUUGCACUCUUGACCGACAUCCAAGCCAUGGGCGAGGGAAAUGCAAUCCUCAAGUCCAGCGGCGGGCCCCUCAGCCGAGAUGUACUGCUCGCGAAUGAAGCCAUAUACAGAGAACUGCACUGUCGGGAGGACGAGAAGGAUAGAAUACCCGCGACUUUUCGAGUCAUCUACAUGAUUGGAUGGAAAGCCGCUCCAGGCCAGCCAAAACCCCUAGAAAGAGGCAGCGGGAAAAUCAACAUGAAAGAUAUACUUGGCGGAGGCGACUUGGGUCUGUAG
This is a messenger RNA of Capronia epimyces CBS 606.96, 1077 nucleotides long. RefSeq lists its product as uncharacterized. Gene Ontology annotation, biological process: mitochondrial respiratory chain complex I assembly. Gene Ontology annotation, cellular component: mitochondrion. Bases 1 to 1077 code for a protein of 358 amino acids. Gene Ontology annotation, molecular function: S-adenosylmethionine-dependent methyltransferase activity. The record is from RefSeq and is a predicted model, not a curated record. The transcript has a single exon. Lineage: Eukaryota; Fungi; Ascomycota; Eurotiomycetes; Chaetothyriales; Herpotrichiellaceae.